AUGUCUUCCUCCACCGAUCAUCCAUGGAUCUACGACGUGUUCAUAAAUUUCAGAGGACAGGAUACUCGUGAGAAGCUCGUUUCUCAUCUCUAUGCUGCACUCUCAAACGCAGGAAUCAACACUUUUCUUGACGAUAAGAAUCUUCAAAAGGGAAUGGAACUUGGACCAGAACUAAAGAGGGCAAUAGAGGGCUCUCAGAUUUGUAUUGUUGUUUUAUCAGUCAACUAUACAAAAUCUAGCUGGUGUCUUAACGAGCUGCUACAUAUCAUGGAUUGCCGCAAAAAUUAUGGCCAGUUGGUUUUACCCGUAUUUUACGAGAUUGACCCAUCAUUUGUUCGCAGGCAGACUGGUGAUUUUGGAGAAGCCUUGGAAGUUAGUGCAACGCGUGUCGAAUCUUUUAGUCUAAAAAAAAAGAAAGGAGAUCUGUUGAAAAAGUGGAGGACGGCACUCACCGAAGUUGCUAAUCUAUCUGGCUGGAAUUCCAGUAGUUUCGGAACUGAAGGUAAUCUAGUGAAGAAAAUUGUUGAGAACAUUUUGACAAAAAUAGAUGUCUCAUUGUUGUCUAUUACUGAAUUUCCCAUUGGAUUGGAUUUCCAUGUGCAAAACAUGACCAACUUUAUUGAUGAUCAAUCAAGCAAAGUCUGUAUGAUAGGGAUUUGGGGAAUGGGUGGUUCGGGCAAAACAACCACCGCCAAAGCUCUCUACAACCAAAUCCAUCGUAAGUUUGAGGGUAGAACAAGUUUCAUCGAAAAUAUACGAGAGACUUGUGAAAAUGAUACUAGAGGAAUUAUUCAUUUACAACAACAACUUCUUUCUGAUCUCCUCAAAAUAAAGCAGGAGAUUCAUAGCAUUGCAUUGGGGAUAAAUAAGAUCGAGACAAAACUUCGGGGGCAAAAGGUUUUCAUCGUACUCGAUGAUGUGACCAAGUCGGAGCAAUUAAAUGCCCUCUGUGGAAAUCCUAAGUUGUUUGGUUCAGGAAGUGUUUUGAUUGUUACAACUAGAGAUAUACGCCUUCUCAAUUCACUCAAUGCCGACCAUGUCUUCACAAUGACGGAAAUGGAUGACAAUCAGUCACUUGAACUUUUCAGUUGGCAUGCUUUUCGGCAACCAAGUCCUAGAAAAGAUUUUAGUGAACUCUCUAAAAAUGUAGUUGCUUAUUGCGGAGGAUUGCCACUGGCUCUUGAAAUCCUUGGAUCUUACUUAUCUAAGAGGACGAAACAGGAAUGGAGAAGUGCACUAUCAAAAUUAGAGAAAAUUCCUAACAAUCAAGUGCUACAGAAAUUGAGAAUCAGCUAUGAUGGUUUAGAAGAUAAUGAGGAAAAGGAUAUAUUUCUUGACAUAUGUUGUUUCUUCCUUGGAAAGAACAGAGCUGAUGUUACAGAGAUACUCAAUGGCUGUGGACUUCAUGCUGAUAUUGGAAUAGCUGUCCUCAUAGAGCGCAGCCUCGUAAAAGUUGGAAAGAAUAACAAGCUUCAAAUGCAUGAUUUGCUAAGAGACAUGGGAAGAUCAAUUGUUGGCGAAUGUUCAGCAAAAGAGCCUGUCAAGCAUCGUCGAUUAUGGUUUCGUGAGGAUGUGUUGGAUGUUUUGUCAAAAAAUACUGGAACAGAAACAGUUGAGGGAUUGAUUUUGAAGCUGCAUAGAACAGGCAGAAUUCGCUUCAGUACUAAUAUUUUUCAGGAGAUGAAAAAACUGAAGCUCUUAAAACUUGAUGGUGUUGACGUCAUCGGAGAUUAUGGGUUAAUUUCAAAACAAUUGAGAUGGAUUGAUUGGCAAAGAUCUACCUUCAAAUUUAUACCCAAUGAUUUUGAUCAGGAAAAUCUAGUUGUUUUUGAAUUAAAACAUAGCAAUGUUGAACAAGUUUGGCAGGAGACCAGGUUGUUGGAGAAGCUAAAAGUUCUUAAUCUCAGUCAUUCCAAGUAUAUGAAAAGAACUCCCGACUUUUCAAAAAUGCCGAAUCUAGAAAAGCUCAUUAUGAAGGGUUGUCAAAGUUUGUCUGAGGUACACAAGUCCAUUGGGGAUCUUAAGAAGAUUGUUUUCAUAAAUUUGAAGAAUUGUACUAGUCUCGUCAAUCUCCCAAGAGAGAUCUAUCAAUUGAUAACAGUGAAAACGCUCAUUCUUUCUGGUUGUUCCAAGAUUGACAAAUUGGAAGAAGAUAUAAUGCAAAUGGAAUCAUUGACGACUCUAAUUGCAGCAAAUACUGGUAUUAAACAAGUUCCCUAUUCAAUACUAAAAUCGAAAAGUAUUGGAUAUAUAUCUCUUUGUGGAUAUGAAGGAUUAUCAAGUGAUAUUUUUCCUUCUCUCAUAUGGUCUUGGAUUUCACCAACCAGAAACCCCCUACCCCGUGUUUCUCCAUUUGGAGGCAAUACAUUGUCUCUAGUUUCAUUGGAUGUAGAGAGUAAUAGUACGGACUGUCAAUCUUCGGUGCUUACCACCCUUUCAAAACUUAGAUGUGUUUGGGUUCAAUGCCACUCAGAGAAUCAACUAAGUCAAGAAUUACAAAAAUUUAUCGAUGACCUAUAUAAUGUGAAUUUUACGGAGUUAGAAACAAAAUCACUUGAACCAAAAGUCUCAAAUAUUUCCUUGAGAUCACUUGUGAUUGGAAUGGGGAGUUCCCAAAUAGUCAUGGAUACUCUUGGGAAAAGCUUAUCACAGGGAUUGACAGCCAACUCUAGCGAUUCUUUCCUUCCGGGUGACAAUGACCCUUUUUGGUUAGCCUACACAUGUGAAGGACCUUCGGUACUUUUCCAAGUUCCUCAAAAUGGUGACUGUGAAACGAAGGGAAUAACUUUAUGUGUUCUUUAUUCAUCAACGCCUGAAAACCUGGCAACUGAAUACUUCACUAGUGUCUUGAUCAUUAAUUACACAAAAUUCACUCUCCAGAUUUACAAGCGAGAUACUAUUAUGUCGUUUAAUGAUGAAGAUUGGCAAGGGGUGGUAUCAAAUUUCGGAGUUGGUGACAAGGUUGAGAUUUUUGUUGCUAUAGGGCAUGGAUUGACUAUUAAGGAGAUGGCUGUUUAUUUAAUAUAUGAUCAGUCAACUACUAUGGAAGUGGAGCCAAUACUUGAAGUGGAAGUGCAACCACCACCUGGUGUGAAAAUGGAGCCAAUACUUGAAGUGGAAGUGCAACCAUCACCUGGUGUGAAAAUGGAACCAUCACUUGAAGUGGGAGCACAACCAUUACUUGGUGUGAAAAUGGAGCCAUCACCUGAAGUGGAAGCACAACUAUCACUUGAUACGAAAAUGGAGCCAUCAUUUGAAGUGGAAGCACAACCAUCACUUGAUACGAAAGUGGAGCCAUCACUUGAAGUGGAAGCACAACCAUCACUUGAUACGAAAAUGGAGCCAUCACUUGAAGUGGAAGCACGACCAUCACCUGGUGUGAAAAUGGAGCCAUCACUUGAAGUGGAAGCACAACCAUCACCUGGUGUGAAAAUGGAGCCAUCACAUGAAGUGGAAGCACAACCAUCACUUGAUGGGAAAAUAGAACCAUUACCAAAGCCAAAUCAAAAAAUCUUUAGAAAACUCACAAAGAGAAUAGGAAAAUGUUUAUGCUUGAACCAAAAUUGA
Messenger RNA from Lathyrus sativus (Indian pea), 3567 nucleotides. Lineage: Eukaryota; Viridiplantae; Streptophyta; Magnoliopsida; Fabales; Fabaceae. The record is from the annotation of a GenBank genome assembly.